GGGGGGGUGGGCAUCUACAAAAAGGAACCAUACUAUAUUGAGUCUGGAGAGAUGACAGAUGGUUGUUGGUGACAAAAAGUUUGGUGUGGUAUCGUAUGUACUAGUAGGGGAGUCUGGGGGUAUUCUCCCCCAGAAAAUGUUUUGUAUUUUUCCACUCCUAGAACUGAAAUGUGAGCAUUUUCUGAAACAGAUUUGUGGAUAUACAGCGUUACAUUGUGCGUUGAUAGACCGAAUCUUAUCAGUUAAGUGUACUUGCAUGGUAUGUUUAUAUAAAUACCACAACUGGGUCACUCAGGGGGUAGAAAGCUUGUUAAACUUACUUAGUGGGCCUGACUCCCACGAUCGCGAGGCGCUAUCAUGGUUGGCGCCGAGCAGGGAAAUCUUGAAAAUUUUGAGUCUCUAGAUCGUUGGAAAUAGCAUUUUCAGAGUCUUCUUUUUUGCUAUUUGUGAUUAUAGAAAUCAGAACUCUAGACAUGGUAUUUAAGUUCAAAAACUUUUAUGACCCCCCCUUUCUCUGUGUUAAAACUUUUUUGACCCCCCUAUUUAUAAGGGUAAACGGAAACUUAUGUUUUCAUGUACCCACUUUUUUCAGGCGACCGGUGCCAGGCAAAAAAUUAUCAAUUGCACGUGCUCGGCAAGUGCCACAAGCAGUUAAAGCGAGUCACCAUCCAAUGGGAGGCGUGCAUCUAGUAACUUGCUGAGCAUGUGCACAAGAAAAGUGGGUACACUAGUUAUAACUCUGUAUAUGUAUAUCUAUUAGCUCUGUGGUAUGGGUAUACACAUUACACAUGAUACAGUAGCUGUCGGCCUCAUUUGAACACAAACACGACACGUCAGAUAAUUUAUUAAUUCUUGCUUAGGCUUUAGUUUUUAGACAAAGGUUGGGACUUUAUAUUUUCUAUAGAAUCAAAACAAUUAAGUGCAUGGUACUUGAGCUGGGUAGGUUAUUACUACAUCUCUUUCUACCUUGAGGCAUAUUUAACUUUGUUUAGAGUUUGAAAGAUGUCAUGAAAAGUAUUGUCCCUGAGAAGCAGAAGGAAGUAGCAGAGUUUAGGAAGCAAUGUGCAGAUAAAGUCAUUGGACAAUACAAUGUCGAUCAGGUACGUGUGUAAUACAGGGUUCAAAAUAAUGUUUAGAAAAUAUGUGCCUACUUUUGUACUACUGUAGGCUGUUUUGUGUGUUUGUUUUUUUUUCUGACAAAUCGUGCUUGGCUGUACAUGUAUGCAAAUAAUAAAUUGUCUUUUAUUUGGAAACUGGCUUGCCAUAGAUAUGCUAGCUUAGUUGACUCAUUUGAAGUCUUGAAAAAGACAUAAUUUCUAUAGUGUUGGAUGCAUAUACUUGCAUGCAUGGUAUGUAGUAGACAUGUUUGACAUAAUUAUACAAAUGGAACUGGGCCAUUUAAUCUAAAGAUUGUCAUCACAAUUAAUUAGUAGAAAUUGUGUUCAAAGGCUAUUGCUUUUCCUGCAAUCUGUUUGGUCAAAAUUCAGCGUUGAAAAAGUGAAAGCUACUUGUUGCAAGUGGGGGGCUAUCACUUUUUUCAAAAUGGCUUCUUUGCAAUUUUCUGAAUUUAAAACCAAUCUUUAUUUUCUCCUGCAUUUUCACAUUGUUUUGGUGUUGUGAAGUGCCAGCAAGAAAAUGCUGGAUUUUGUACUGGUGCCUUUUCAAUUAACAGCAUGAUUUUAUAAAUUUUUGUCAACUCAGGUGUUUGUUUUUCUCUUGGAAAUUUCAGCUAAUUAAUACAAUGUGGCUCAGUGAUCAUAUAAUCUUGUAAUAUACCACCAAGUCUGAGGCAACUAGUUGUUAAUUGGACUGUCACCAUGAUCACCAACUGGCAUAUAGCAAAUCUGCAAUAAUCAAGUUCACUUACAUUCUAUCACCUAUACUCGCACUAUGCAUGUGAAUGCUACAUUAAGAUUAAUAUAUAUAGUUUAAUUAUUGUAAGUUGAAAAUACUUUUAAUUUUCAGGUAUAUGGAGGUAUGCGUGGAAUAAUUGGACUGGUUACUGAGACAUCAUUGUUGGAUCCUGAAGAGGUGCAUUUGGCUUGUGUUUGUAGCAUUAGAGUGAAGCAAUAAAAUAAGUUACAUUGGGUGCAUUGCUUGUUAUUCAUGUUACAUUAUAAUAUUAUUAAGUUGGGUUAAAUUUAGCUGAACCAGGAUAUAAACUUAACACAUUGAAUGCCAGCUAGCACUCUUGAUGGGUAAAAUCGCCAGCAUGGUGUUAGACAUACUAAAAUAACACAGGUAAAUAGGUAAUAUUUCAAAGGCCAAAUUAUAACAAACUUGCUAGCUGGAAAGUGGGAAAUUCACAAGUAAACACAAACAUGGUGAACAAUAAAGAAUAUGUGUCUACUCACAAACAGAUGUGACAAAUAUAAACAACAAACUAAGAAAUAUUCCAAUGCAUGCAUGUGUUAGCUUAUAAUGUCCAUGCAGUAUUCAAUAUUAUAUAAUAACUGCAGUGAAACACGCAAUUUGAUUGGUCAAUAGCCGUGCGGGAUCAGGCUAUCCUGCACGAGGAAUUAAAACGCCUUUGCAGGAUCGUGCGAAUCUCAAAAUAUCAUUGUUUCACUGUAGUUAUUUUAUAAAACAAUUACCAAAUGGUUUUCCAAGCAGGAUAGCGUGUUCCAUGCACUUGGGCCGAUGUUGCUCGACUUUCGGAAAGCGUAAAAAUACACUCGCUUGCGGCUCGAGUAUUUUUACGCUUUCUCGCGACAUCCUUCGUGCAUGGAUCACGCAAUCCUGCACGGAAAACCAUUCGAUAUUCCUUUAAUCUAAUUUAACUUGCAGGGGCUGGUUGUUCAAAAGUGGGUUAGCGCUAACCCUGGGUUAAAAUUUAACCUGCUGUUUUAGUUUAUGUAUUUCUGCACGUCUGUUUAUUUCAAAACUUCAGAGAAGUAAACUCCUACUGAUCCAGACAAGAUCUCUGAAGAAAUAUUUCCAAAUUUAUAGACAAGCUCUCAGGAAGUUUGCUUUGAAUUUUAGGUUAACCUAGGGUUAAGCUAACCCAGUUUUGAACAACCGACCCCAGGGAGCGGUUGUUCAAAGGUGGAUUAGCACUAACCCAGAGUUACAAUUUAACCCGCUGUUUUAGUUUGCAUAUUUCCGCAUGUCCAUUUAUUUCAAAAUGUCAGAAAAGAAAACUCCUAUUGAUCCAGACAUGAUUUGUGAAGAAAUAUUUCCAAAUUUAAAAACAAGCUGUUAGGAAGUGUACUUUGAAUUUUAAGUUAACCUAGGGUUAAGCUAAUCGACUUUUAAAAACCGGCCCCUGGGCUGAAAAUAACAUUUUAUAAUACACUGGUCACAGUAGUCAUUAGUUGCAUUUUUGACUGGUCAAACAUGAUUUCUGACCCGUCAGCUUUCACAUUAGGGCAUUCUUUCCUUGAUCUUCAAGGAAGCAUUCUCGGUGAAAUCGUUUUGACAAAAUUCAAACACGAAAAGUUUGAUAUUAAGAAACUUUUUCAGGUACCAGCUAGGUAGUUUGUAGUUACAUCGAUCCCUAGUUAUCAACCAAAUUUUUGUUAUUUUGAGUGCUAAUAUCUGGUGUCCUGUGGAUAUACAUAGUUUUUGAAAAUAGAGCAAAUUUCAAGCCCUAGUUGAAUGAAACAUAAUCAAACGGUUAACAAUGUUGUAAUAUCUUGUUUUGGAUUCUAUAUUUUAUCAUAGGGUAUUCGGUUCAGGGGAUACUCAAUUCCAGAGUGCCAAAAGGUAUGUUAUAGAAAUUUUGAUAUGUUUGGAAAACCGUUGUUUCACCUAAAAUUAACAUUUGGGAUGAAAGUUGCAUGACUAAAACCCCCUGCAGUUCAAGAAAGUAAAAACAACAUUUCAAAUGUAUGGGUUUAGCGCUCAGCGUGGCCUAAUUAUAUAUCCUACAAGAAGCUGAUCGAGUAUGCCUGAGUGUACAGUAUUGGACUGUGCAGAAGUUUUGCGUCAUCCCGAAAGCUCUAAAUGUCACUAAAGUCCAUCUCUCUCUAAAGCAUAUAACAUAUAUUUCAUAUUAGUACUGUCCUUUUUGCACCUGAUAGCAAGAAAGCGAUGUAUGUUUAACAGAAAAGUUAUUUUUUAAGGUUGUUUUUUUAGAAUUGCUAAAUAAAAUUUUCACGUUCUUUAUACGUAAAACACUGGGAGGAUAGUCUGGUAAUGACGGUCGUUACACAGUUUCUUUGAGAAAAAGUGGAUGAUUUUGCAUGGUGAACUCAAUACAAAAGCUGAAACACGUGAAUUUAACCAGCUCGAAGAUUUCGACAAAAAACGAUGUUAUUGUCGGGCCGGUUGUACGAAUGACCGAUAACGAUUUUUAGAUAGCCAUUUUUAAUAAAAGAAAACGUCGAUUUUUAAACACUGAAGUUUAAACUGCAUGGUUACAUGCACCGAUCAACGGACAAUUUUAGGAAAGGUUAAAAAAUCCAGUGGAUAACGCCAUCCAGUUUUCCUACGAAAAGUGUUCAAAACCUAAAAUCCCUUCCUGAAAAGUGUUCAAAACCUAAAAUCUUUUUGGCGUUCCUCUCAGCCAUAUAAGCAAAACUUGCUGAACUUCAGGCCUCAUUUUCUCUUUGGCGUAUCAUCUAAAAUCUCUUCAUUUUAGCAUUAUUUUACAGAUAAAGCACUAAACAUACUUUUUAAGUUUGUUUGCCGAUUGAGAAACGUAUCGAAAAAUAGAAAUUUUGAAUUUAGUCAUAACCUCAAGUGGAAUAUUAUACGCAUCAGUUUUGAGCGCGUGUUACGUAACAUACAAAAAAAUCUCCUCUUAACACGAACACUCUUUAUAAGAUGUUUUUGUGAUUCUUCCAUAUUGGGAUUGAUUCAACAAAUAAAAGACAGGGCUAAAUAGAAUGUGGAGGCUUAUUUUUUUUAGCACUUUUUUGGAGGGGGGUGGGGCUAAAUAGCGGAAAUACCGCGUUAUUUUAGUAUUUUGAGGUGACCUGACAAUACUGUAAGUGUAUCUAAAGUUCCUAUAGUACAUGUAUGUAUUGUGUAUUUGCCAAAUGUGAAGAACUUGUGGUAGCAAUAAUUGUGCAGUAUAUUAAUGCUAAACAAUUUGUUAAAAUGUUUCAGCUUUUGCCAACAAUUGAAGGUGGUGACCAAAUGCUACCUGAGGGCAUGUUUUGGUUGUUGAUCACUGGAGAAGUACCAACUGCUGAACAGGUAAAUCUCUCAGAAAGCUAAAUUCAUAUAAAAUAAAUUGGUUUAGCAGUACAGUAAAUAGUCAGAGUUUUCAUUGAAAAUCCGGAGAAAGUCUUGGGAUCUGAAAAAUUCCAUUUCUCAAAAGUCGCUGAAAACUAGUGAACGAUCUUGAAAGUACUGGAAUUUCCUUCCGACUGUGUUGACAAUACAUGGGCUGUGUUUAAAUUAUCGAUUUUGUGUACUGUACUUGUAUACUGGUAAGUAAACUGAAAAAUAAUUACUAUUACUAUAUAUUUCUAAUGAAUAAAAUUACUAAAAGCGUGUAAAACUGUUUUGUUUACAACUAUUACGCGAGCCGAAACACAAAUUGUCUUAAAAUUAUUUUCGUUGUUUUUGGUCCCUUUUGUUUUAGUAUUUUGUUUUGUCAAUAUAUUUAUUACAGGAGUGAAUGCAAAAUCAACAGUAAAGAAUAUUUAUGUGCAUCGAUGCUAGCCUCCGUAAGGCACAAUUGUUUUGUGCCGUUCUUCGUCACCAGUACAUAUUUUCUUGCCGAUUCUUAUUUAUCCCAAAGAGAUGUCUGUAUAGCAAAUACCGAACUCCAUCAAGCUUGUGAUUAUGUUCAGUUUCUGUCAUUUAAUAAUGCAAUGAUUAUUACGUUUUAGGCGAAAUCAUUAUCUGACGAGUGGGCUGCUCGCGCUGACCUGCCUCCUCAUGUUGUUCAACUUUUGAAUGAUUUCCCCAGUGAACUUCAUCCAAUGAGCCAGUUGAGUGCAGCGGUCACUGCCAUGAACAGUGAGAGUCAUUUUGCUAAAGGGUAUAGCAAUGGAAUAAAGAAAAGUGAAUAUUGGGAGGUAACAAAGGAAUUGCUUCUUGUUCAUCAAAUAUUGUCUUUGUACUUCAGUUUUGUUUGCUAAAUUUUGCCAUUCAAAGAAAGAAUUGUCCUUUAAUUCUUGCUUGCAUUGCCUACUUUCAAACCGAGAGCGCCUGAAUACGAGUCCUUAAAUAGUGUAUUAACCAACACAAAAUAUCAAAGUUUGAUAUUAAUUGUGUCAAUAUUGAUCAAGAUACAGCCAUUCAAUACUUUCAAAGAAAUGUAAGAUUUCUUGUAAUUUUUUGUUUUUAAAUGGCUGUAUCUUGAUCAGUAUUGAGUCGAUUAACUCUUUAUUUAUGUACUCUUUAUUAUUAGGGGGGUGUUGUGUUGAUUAUCACAAUAUUCAGGGACUCGGCUCUCUCGGUUUGAAAUUGAGCAAUACUCCAUUACCCCCAAUAGUUGGGAGAGUGUCUCUCAGUGUAUAUAGGUAAAAACGGAAUGUUGAUUGAACAACCUUUGGCCCUAGUUUUCACAAGCGCCGCAAAGACAAGCAUACGAAAAGACAAAAACAAAACCAAGAAAUGCAUUAAAGAACGCGACAUAAGUUUCAAAAUUACCACAAGAUGACGAGGAAAGGGUAUUGACCCAAAAUUAUUGCAAACUUCGCAAGGCUAUAUUAUCCGCAUUUUACAACUUUUCGCAACGAAACUUUGGAAUGUUACUAAUUUUGUGAUGCUCCUUUAAGCUGUGAUGAAAUUUUUGUCUAGAUCAAAAUGUAGUCUAUUACGCAAGUGGUCAAUUCAGCUGCAGUAAGGUUAUCUAUUAUAGAAUCAGGACGUUUUAAUUAAGAUUAUACUAAAUGAGUAAUUCAGUGUUGCACAUUUGAAGCGAUUUGGUGUAGUUUGUCAAGCAAUUUGGUGUAGUUUGUAGUAUGGUGUGUUUCAUUUUAAAAAAUGAUCCCUCUUAACAAUAUUUGCCAAGCAAAGUCGAAAGCGCGAUCUCGCUAAAGGCUGAUUUCCACGGUUGCGUUUAUCAUGCGUACGUAUACGCACGUAAAACUUUAAAUCCGUUAAAUCCGAAAUAUCCAAAUAAAUAAAGCAACAGAAUUUAGUGUUACGCAAGUUUUAGUAUGCAUUUGUUAAUUUAUUUGUAAAAUAUUUAAGAAAUAGAAGGAUUCAAAGUUUUACGUACGUGUACUUGCGUACGAAAAACGCAACAGUGGAAAUCAGCCUUAUGGAAGGCUGGCCCUACUCAUAUAAAUACCCCCUUAAUAAAUGUUUCUCCAGAAACUGCUGUAAUAAUCUGGUCACCUACUUUUAUUCACUUAGUAUGCAUUCGAAGACGCCAUGGACUUGAUUGCAAAACUGCCAACAGUAGCGGCUGUAAUAUACCGCAAUGUUUAUCGAGAUGGAAAAGUUGCUCCUAUAGACCCACAAAAAGAUUGGUCUGGCAAUCUUGCCACCAUGCUUGGUUUUGAUAGUCCAGAGUUUGCAGAAAUGUUACGUAUGUACUUGGCUAUCCAUGUUGAUCAUGAAGGAGGCAAUGUGAGCGCUCAUUGUACACAUCUCGUCGGGAGUGCUCUAUCUGAUCCGUAUCUCUGUUUUGCUGCUGGAAUGAAUGGUCUGGCUGGUCCUCUACAUGGUCUUGCUAAUCAGGUAUCAACGAAUUUAGUUCAUUACAACUAAUGCUUUUUAAGGCAUGGUCAAACUUGGAAACAUUGCAGAAACGAAUUUGUUUCCCAUUAAGCAUAAAUUUUCCCAACAAUUCAAAAACGUUUUGUUUACCAGGUGGGAUUUCUGUCGCGAUACCUGCGGAAACAAUAGAGCCGUUCCUACUUGACUGCCACUACCACCACCAUUAAGGGACCGUUAACCAAUCAGAUGCAUUUGAUAGAUCCGAUUAACCAAUCAGAUGCAUUUGAUAGAUCUGAUUAACCAAUCAGAUGCAUUUGAUAGAUCUGAUUAACCAAUCAGAUGCAUUUGAUAGAUCUAAUUAACCAAUCAGAUGCAUUUGAUAGAUCUGAUUAACCAAUCAGAUGCAUUUGAUAGAUCUGAUUAACCAAUCAGAUGCGUACUAAGCCAGUGAGAGGUAAUGGUAGCGGUAGUGGAAGACAAAUCUGAACCUCUCUAAUGUCUCUUAGUUCGAUCUUUAUAUUUACGACCAACAGGGUGGGCUAAUUCGUGUACUUGCGUAUCAGAGAUUAUUUAGAGGGCGGGACAAAGGGCGGUUGUCCGGGCCCCGCGAGUGUCCGCCACUGGUGAAAACUGAACAGUCUAGCUGAACAGUAAAACACCUGGAAACAAUGUUCCUAGUUUGCCCACCUCUAGAGAACAACGUUUCCGCAACAAUUGUUUGCUAGUUUUCCGGCAGGUUGGUGAUGAAAUGAAAGUCCUUUCAUUUCGUUCCUACUGGCUUUUUGCUUGUUUGACUAUCAACAUUAAGGCCAUAUUCCAGUCGCCUGUUUUGAUUACGCAUGUACAGUAUAUAGCAUACGCACGGGAAGGACUUGAACAUCACUCGCCGUAUUUAUUCCAGUCGCCUGUUUUGAUUACGCAUGUACAGUAUAUAGCAUACACACGGGAAGGACUUGAACAUCGCACGCCGUAUUGACAUGCUCUUUAUUUAUUUACACCGUAACUGUUUUACUCUGGCAGGAAGUACUCAUUUGGCUGACUAAGCUGGUAGAAAAUCUAGGCCAAGAUCCAACUACAGAAGAAGUGAAAAAUUAUUGUGUUGAAACCCUCAAGACCACUGUAAGUAGUUCUACUUGUGUUACAUUAUUCAUCAUUCAUGAUACUUUAUUACUUUGGUUAGUAACUCCAGACGAAGGGCUACAUCCCUACCAACGAAGCUUGUCUAUAUUAUUGACACUACCUACACUGGCACAGACAAUUCAAGAUAAUAUUUUUUGAUCACUGUGUUGUAUUUCAGGUUAUCCCAGGUUUCGGUCACGCUGUUCUUCGUAAAACAGAUCCGCGAUACACAUGUCAGCGAGAGUUCUGUCUCAAGCAUAUGCCAAAUGAUUCGUUAUUCAAGGUGGUCAGUAAACUUUACGACAUCGUGCCCAAUGUACUGCUAGAGCAAGGAAAGGCAAAGAAUCCCUGGCCCAAUGUUGAUGCACACAGUGGAGUUCUUUUAACGGUACGUUUUUGUAAAGCUCGGAUGAAACGAGAGUGCGUGAGAGUUGGCAGUCACGCCGACCUUUGUUAGUAUAUCUUGUUGGAUUCUUCUGAGCCCAAUAUGGCAAAAUAUUAAGUCGAGACUUCAAUAUUGGGUGAGAUCGAAGGUCGAGCCUAAUAUUGAAGUCGAGACUUAAUAUUUUGCCAUAUUGGGCGAAGAUGAAUCCAAUAAGAGUUUAUUAUAUCGAACAAAACAAUUCUAUAACAAAAAAUUGUCAAUAAGCGAUAAAGUAAUACAGCGAGAAUAACACAGCGACAACAUUAAUACAUUUAUCGGCGGUGAAUUUUUAAAUGACUAAACAAAAAGUUAAUAAACUUGUUUUUAUAAAUAUGUGUAUAAAUAAACUCAAUUGCAUGUAUGUUUAAAGGAAAUUUGACGUAAUUUUAACGAAAAAAAAUAAUAUUACUAACCUCGAGGCUGUUGCAAACAAAUGAAUUUCGCGAAGACAAGUUUUCCCGCGCUUUUAUAAUUUUAAACAAAACUGGUAGAAAAAACUGUAUUAAUGUCUCGAAUUCUUUUCAUUACUCUGCCAUAUCGCUUGUCGUAUGUUUGAAAUUGACAAAACAUCUGAAAAGGGUUGAAAAACCAUGAAAAAAGCCACGAUUCACAACUAUCCAAUAGGUUCCAGUCCAAUAUCGUAAAAUAUUGGAUCGGCACGUGACCCUCUCAACGACUACUGAUUGGUUAAGUGCGCGUGGGUGUAUAAUAACUGUUCUUAAUACUUUCCCAACACUAUCAUGUAUUUUAUUUAAGUUAAGACAUAGUUGGAACAAUCAUCAAACCUUUAGUUUGUUAAUAGACCUUAAUUUCCCCUUUUAAGUGAGAUUUUGAUCUAGAUAUGCCUGGACAAAAAUUUCAUCACAGCUUGAAAGAGCAUCACAAAAUUAGUAAUAUUCCGAAGUUUCGUUGCGAAAUGUUGUAAAAUGCGGAUAAUAUAGCCUUGCGAAGUUUGCCGUUUUUCAGUCAUUUUGUAUUACAAACAGGAAAUUGAUAAUCAAUUUAGUCGUCUGAUUAUCAAUUUCCCGUUUGUAAUACAAAAUGACUGAAAAACGGCAAACUUCGCAAGGCUAUAUUAUCCGCAUUUUACAACAUUUUGCAACGACACUUCGGAAUAUUACAAAUUUUGCGAUGCUCUUUCAAGCUGUGAUGAAAUUGUUGUCCAGACUUGUCUAGAUCAAAAUCUCACUUAAAAGGGGAAAGGUCUAUUUGGAGCAUGAAAUGUCCCCUGGAAGAAUGCGUGACUGCCAAUUCUCAUCCUCUUUGGCUUGACUAUAUAUAUAUAUAUAUAUUAAUAAUUUCUUUUUGUGAAAAACACCGCGAUCUUAUUUGCCCGAACUUUAUUUGCGCCAUAGAAGAAAUAAUAGAUAUAGAAUGCUGCUCUUAUCUUUUUUUCAGUCAAAAUUUUGUCUCCACAAAAUGGCGGAUUUAUAAGGGCAUUUUGACUCGCCCCAGACUCCUGCGGAAGGUAAUUUCGCGCGUUUGCGGCAGUGCGAAUUGUGUUUUUUUUUCAACAAAGUUUGUAAAAAGAAUUUUAUAUUGAGACUUAAAAUGGAGAAAAGUUUUAAUCCAUCCCAGUAGGGUUUUUUACGCAAAACAACAGUUCUGAACAGGAUAUAUAUAGAAAUCGUCGUUUAAUUUUUUUAAAUAAUCUUUUUAAACUUACACAAUUACUUUUCAUAUUUUUUCUACGUUGCUUGAGUCUUGAGGCAACGCUUUUGAAACCACAGUUCAUCAACAACAAAAUACUUGUUGUUUUAAAAACAUGAAAACCCUUCAUUUAGUUUGAAGAAAAACGAAAUUUUAAGUUACGUGUCACUACGAGAGGAAGUUUACAUGAAUGGAACAUCAGAAUUUCGAGAUGUCAACAAUGUUAAUUUGAAGACGAAAGCUAAAAAGAAACCAAGCAAACGACACUCGAUACAAAAUGCCAGCACAACUUAGUGCUGUGCGCCGGAGUUGCCGGAGCCGGAGUUCUGCCGGAGCUCCGGCGGUUUUUCCGACGCCGGAGCCGGAGCAAAAUUUUGUAUGCCGGAGCCCGGAGCCGGAGUUACGUUUUCCCAGCUCCGGCAAAAUGACAAGAAAACAAUAUAAAAUGAGACAAAUGUCAAACUAUUGUUAGUUACUACAAACUGCCAAUUGCUGUUUUAAUGAAUUCAUCAUAGACUCAAACUGCCACAGCCCACAGGAACAGCGUCAAAAAGCUGUAAUACGAUCGCAACUUACAAACGUCAUGCUUUCAUGAAGCCAUCUGACUUAGCCCUAUAUAGUCUGUGUAUUCAUGCCUUGUAGAUAACAAAAAAGUACGAAACAAAUAAAUAUCAACCUUUUGAAAAUGACGUAGUACUUUGUUUGCAUGCGAACAAUUGCGCAUUUGCGCUAAUGCGCUGUGGAGUCUGAGAGUGUUAGCGUCAUGCCUCGCGUCAUGCUAUAUAAAAAUUGCAACACUGGCUGGUUUCCAUAUAGAUAUUUUCUGCGUGGUUAAGUGUUUUCACUGUUUUGUUUCCUGAGUUAUGUUAUCUGAUAAUUAGGAAGCACGAAAAGGGUUAUUCAUAAUAAUAUUUAUCAUUUAUAGACCUGGAGCGAGGGGGAUUCGGCGAAAUAUUACCCGAAGUGAUGAUAUUUCCCGAGGGGCUUUGCCCCGAGGGAAAUAUCAUCACUGAGGGUAAUAUUUCGCCGAAUCCCCCGAGCGGAGGAUCUAUAAAUGAUAUAUUAUACCGAAAAUUAAAAGCCUCCAAGUUCAAAAUUAAAAACUUGACACAUGCCUUCGUGAAUACGAUGUUUUAUUUUCGGAUUAACGCAAGUACUCGUCGAUUUUCUUUCGAAUCACAUAUCGUUUGGAAUAUUAAUGACAACAUUUUUCAAAAUUUGCUUCAAAAUUUUGAAAAAGCCCCAGGUUUUACGUUUAAAAUUUGAUUAUUCAUCACUCAUCAAUACUAUUUAUAUUUUGUCGGCCAUGUUUUUGUCAUGCGUGUUGUCUCGCGCGGUCUACGCGAAUAAUGUUCCACCCCAUGUUCCCCGGGGAACAUGGGGUGGAACAUUGUCAAAAGGAACGCAGGCUCGCUAAUUGAUGACGUAAGGCGUGAUAUCGCGAUUAAUUUCAUGCUCACGUGGCACAAACUAAGCUUCCUGAUUGGACAAUUUGAAUUUGAGGUAUAAUAUUAAUAAAUGUUCUCUGAUCGUAAAAUAUUAAAAUAUUUAUUUAAUAUUUUAUGAUGUGGCCGGAGCUCAGAGCUAUAAUUCGGCCGUAGCCGGAGCUGAAAAACCGGAGUUUGCACAGCACUAGCACAACUACGUGUAUUUAAACGCGCGGUAUCUCAUUUCAUAUUCACUGGAUGUGACGCACAAAGAAAGUGGUGACAUUGAUUGCUACUGGUGAACCUGCCUGUUUACCAAACGGAAAACAGUGACGACCGUUUGACAUUUAACUAAUUGAGUGGCAGUACCAUUGACAAGUAAAGUCGUAAUAGAUAGUUUAAGCUUCGCGUUAAACGGCAAACGCCAGGCAAAGAAAAAUACGGUAUCAGGCAAUAAAGAGUAAAUGAACUUGCUGUUUUAAAACUGAAAUACAUAAUUAUUCUUUCGACGCAAGAAAGAAAUAUGAAACAAAAAGGUUCAACGAAAAUUUUGCCAAGAAAGUCCUGCCGUUCCGCGCACAUUGCCACUUACAGGGUUAACACUACUAUGAUGUAGCUUUGCUAUUUUCCCUAUCACUAGCUAUAAAACUAUCUUUUAAAAUUAAUCUAACUAAUAUUGCCACUAAUUUGUAGAACAGUGAGUUUUGUUGUAUCCAAACUAAUUACAUUUUUACUGUUGAUUACUAUAGCACUUCGGCUUGAAAGAAAUGAAUUACUACACUGUUUUAUUUGGCGUUUCUCGUGCUAUCGGCGUGAUGGCGUCUCUUGUGUGGGACAGAGCAUUCGGUUUACCACUUGAAAGACCCAAAAGUAUUACUACGGAAGCUUUAAAAGAAAUGGUGAACAAGAAAUAGAGAAAAUAAACUUUUAUACUAGGCCAAAGGAUGGUUUUUACUACAGACGUAACACACUGACACACUGUAUUAAUAUAAUCUGACUAACAAACAUGAUCUGACUAACAAACAAUUGACUAAAUAAAUUAUACAAAGCAGUAUACAAUGAACAGAAUUGUCACGUGAUCCCGUGUCUCUGUCUAGGCUAUUUGAAAAGAACGAAGAAGCUUUGUCUCAGAAAUAAAAUUAUUAUUGUC
Paramuricea clavata is the source of this 13336-nucleotide messenger RNA. NCBI's taxonomy places the organism in Eukaryota, Metazoa, Cnidaria, Anthozoa, Malacalcyonacea, Plexauridae. The record is from the annotation of a GenBank genome assembly.